AUGGCUGACAAAUUGAAAAAAUAUACCUUUCAAAGGAGAAUGGCAAUGAAAGAUUUAGAAACGUUAUUGUCUUUAUCCAAUUCUGCUCUUACAGAGGUUCAUAAGCAGUCGCUUUUUCGUGUUCGGUACUCAGAAUUAGACGAUGUUUUGGAGAGUUUUAAUAAAAAUAAUCAAAACAUCGUUACAAAUCUUUUGAACUCUGAUCCUACGGAUGCUCAAUUAGAUUCUGAGGACAUUAUUCGUUCCCAAUUUUUGAAUGAUUAUUAUCAGAUCAAGGCUAAUUUCGCGGAUCUCUUUGAAGAUGAUGAUAAUAGUCAAAAUAAUGAGGAAAAUAUCGCCGCUUCGAAUGCAGUACAACCUCCUAGUAAUGUUCGCUUGCCGCAGUUAGAAUUAGUUAAAUUUUCCGGUGAUUUUACGUCAGCAAUUACUUUUUUUGACUUGUUUGAUGCGCUUGUGCACCGUAGACCUAACGUUGAUGAUACGGAAAAAUUAACGUAUUUGAUUCAAAGUUUAGAAGGGCCUCCUUUAAGGUUAGCUAAAUCCUUGCCUUUAGCUAGAGAAAAUUAUGUUAGGAUUUAUGAUAAAUUAAAAAAUAGGUAUUUAAAUAAACGUUUGCGUGCAAUGGCACAUUGGUGCAAAAUUGAAGAAGCUCCCGCAACUAUGUUUAAGAAUUCUGAUAGUUAUAGUAAUUUAAUUGAUACCUUUUCGGAAAAUUUAUCAGCUUUAGAAAAUUUGGGUUAUAAAAUUUCGGAUUUUGUGUUAGCUUACAAAAUUCUCACCAAGCUUGACGAGGAGACUCACCAACGUUUUGAAUUAUUACAUGGGUCUAGUGAAAUGCCUACGUUUAUUCAAUUAUCUGAUUUCCUAGAAAGUCAAUGCAUUUCGUUUGACUCAUCCUUGUUGUCGCCUUGUUCUCCCAAGGAUUCUAAUAGAAAAAAUAAAUCGCCUUCUAAACACAAUGUAAAUAAAAAUGGUUCUAAAGUCAAUAAUCGCUAUAGUUUUUUUUUCGAAGCCUAA
This is a messenger RNA of Diabrotica virgifera virgifera (western corn rootworm), 1017 nucleotides long. RefSeq lists its product as uncharacterized. The coding region runs from base 1 to 1017 and encodes 338 amino acids. The record is from RefSeq and is a predicted model, not a curated record. Lineage: Eukaryota; Metazoa; Arthropoda; Insecta; Coleoptera; Chrysomelidae. The transcript has a single exon.